CGAAAACAUUAUUUUCAAACCGGUUAGGAUGUCAAGUCAUUGGGCUCCCCUAUCAUCACACUAAAAUAAAUAAAAUUUGAAUAUAAUUUGUGGACUAAGAAACAUUGGCAGCUGAUUAUAGCUAUGGACUCUCCGUCAUCGGCGGCGGCGAAGAAGGACGUGAAAACACUAGUUUCACUGUACUCCAACUAUCUAUGGAGCAGUGUGCGUAACUUAUUGCCUGCUACUUCAUCUGUUUACCCCUCCAGCCUGCUCGCCGGUAUUUCAAAUAUCUAUGGCGGCGGCGGCGGCACUGCCGCCCACGCCACCAGGCGCCGCCGCAGAAAGACGUGCCUUCCACUUCCUCUGCCUAAUCCCGCCUCAGUCCGAUCUUCCUCCUCGGAUGCAUCUGAAGCUUCCAGAAUUGUUUAUGUGCUGGAGGACAUCAUAGAACACAUUUUCCUAAAUUUGCACUACAUCCAGAAGAACUUGGAAUUCUGGCAAUCUAAAGCUGAGGAGUCGAAUGCUCGACAAGCAUACUUUAUGAUAUGUGAGAGAGGUCCACGCGCAUUUUUUAAUGGCACAAUCCAACUGAUACGUGACUGUGUUAGUGAUGAGUUUGGGAAACAACACACAUAUGGUUUGGCAUCCUCUUUUAUAGCGGAGAGAAUAACUGUGUUGAGCAGUUUAAGAUGCUGUUUGGCUACAUUUCUUGCUCAGAUCUACAUGGAGGUCGACACCACUGGAAAUCAAUUAGUCAAGGACCCUGAGAAUUCGAUGCCAUCAUUAUUGGUAAAGAUCAAUGAUCUGUUUCUGCAGUUGGAGGCUUCUAUUGGUCAUUUUCAUGCAACAUGUCAGACAGGCUCUUCUGUUGAAGUUGGCUGUUCAUUUCCUCUAAUGUUUGAGAAGCUUCCAAAAGUAAAUACAGAUGGUUCUCGGUGGACAAACUGUGAGAUUCAAGAUGCCAUCAACUUUAUUAACCAGAACUUACAAAAAUUGGAGUCAUACUUAUCAAUGACGGUUAUGAAUUACAAGAAGCCAAGGAGCGUAACUCUUCAUUGGAUGCACUAUACCUGUGGGAUAGUGGGUGUCUCCAUGUUUUCAAUAUGGCUUCUCCGCCAUAGCCGUUUAAUGGGGAGUCCUGAUAUUGACAAUUGGAUUUGUGAAGCAAAGGAGUCUACAAUAAUUUUUUGGAAUGAUCAUGUAGAGCAACCGAUUCUCGCAAUAAGAGAUGAACUUUUCCAUACAUUCAGGAAGAGGCAGAAAGGUGCAAUGGAACUUGAAGAAGUACAGAUAACUGCCAACUCUCUACACAGAAUGUUGCGAGCUUUCACUGAGCAAACAAAAGGUGUGAAGCUUCCAGAGGAUGCCACAGACAAUGAAAUGCUAGAAGUAGUAAUGGCAAGAUAUGAAAAAGAAGUGAUGCAUCCAAUCCAAAAUCUACUCUCUGGGGAGCUUGCUCGAGCUUUACUUAUUCAGGUCCAGAAGUUAAAGCUUGACAUUGAAGAGGCAAUGCUAGAGCUGGAUCAAAUUCUUAGAGCAAAUGAAAUCAACUUUGCUAUCCUAGCUGCUUUACCUGCCUUUUUCCUCUCAGUUUUUGUUAUGGUCUUGGCUAGGACAUGGUUUAAACGGGAUACUAGAGCUGAAGGAAGGGGAAGAGUUGCUCAAAUUCAAAGAAGGCUCCUUAUUGUAGAAGUUGAAAGAAGAAUUAUGCAAUUAGAACGCUGCAAUCAUCAAGAACGAGAGGAAAGACCAAGCUUUUCAGACAAGGAAGAGGAUGCUAAAUGUAUAUUCGGCUUGGUUCUUUAUUAUCUGGACCGUUUGCACGGUGCAGCAGAAGGGCACGCAAGGGCAACUGGUGAAUGGAUAAGUUUGAGACAGGACAUUCUCAAUUUGGCAAAUCCAAACAUUCCAACGACGCAUAAACUGAAGAUUACUUCGCGAAUGGAGCGCGUAUACGACUGCUUGCUUCCUAUGCCGAAACGCCAAUAGUUCUGUCGUGUGUUUGGGUUCUUGGGCCAUUUUUACACGCUCGAGAGUCGGAUUUUUGGUACGUUUGCUGCACUUUAUGCUGAAGCAUUUGAUUUUCUCUUGUUGUUUUAUUUACCAGUGUAAUAAAUUCUUCACUACCCAUGUUAUGAUUCCCCUAUGCACUUGAUUUGUCCCACUAUUUUUCUUCGUCCCAGUUUUGUCAUGUGUCAUGUUUGGGUGGUUUACAUUU
Messenger RNA from Cuscuta campestris, 2200 nucleotides. The record is from the annotation of a GenBank genome assembly. Lineage: Eukaryota; Viridiplantae; Streptophyta; Magnoliopsida; Solanales; Convolvulaceae.